This is a messenger RNA of Dendrobium catenatum, 1203 nucleotides long. RefSeq names its product NAC domain-containing protein 92. Gene Ontology annotation, molecular function: DNA binding. Lineage: Eukaryota; Viridiplantae; Streptophyta; Magnoliopsida; Asparagales; Orchidaceae. The transcript is spliced from 3 exons. The coding region runs from base 41 to 1078 and encodes 345 amino acids. Gene Ontology annotation, biological process: regulation of DNA-templated transcription. The record is from RefSeq and is a predicted model, not a curated record.
CUCUCUCUCUCUCUCUCUCUCUCUCAUUGAAGCUUCUUUCAUGGUGAUGAUCAUGGAAGACACAAAUUUCCUUCUGCCUCCGGGAUUUAGAUUCCACCCGACAGACGAGGAGAUCAUCACGCACUAUCUAACUCCUAAGAUUCUCAACCAUGGCUUUGUGACUCGAGCUAUGGGUGUUGUCGACUUGAACAAGUGCGAGCCUUGGGAUCUUCCAAGCAAAGCGAAGAUGGGGGAGAAGGAAUGGUACUUCUAUUGUCAGAGAGAUAGAAAAUAUCCGACGGGGACGAGAACAAAUAGAGCGACGGAGUCUGGGUAUUGGAAGGCGACGGGGAAGGAUAAGGAGAUCUACAGAGGGAGAUCAGAAGUUUUGAUUGGGAUGAAGAAGACGCUUGUCUUCUAUACAGGGAGGGCUCCUAAAGGAGAGAAGACCAAUUGGGUUAUUCAUGAGUAUAGGCUCCAAGGCAAUUGCACCUCUCUUUCCAAUCUCUACAAGCCAUCCAAGGAUGAAUGGGUUGUUUGUAGAGUUUUCCACAAGAACAAUAAUGGAGCAAAGAGUAGCUCGAUUCCAAUUGAUGCUAGUUUGCAUAGAAUCAAAGGAUUCAAAGAGGAGCUAUUGAAUUCUUCAAAUACCCUUCCACUACUUAUGGAUCCUCCCUAUUUCAAUGCGAGCAUCGGUGGUGGUGGGGUUCAUGAAUUCAAAGCAAUUGAGCCGCCGAUGCCUUCCUACUUCUCCUUUUUAAAUGAAGACGAUGAUGAUAUGAUGAUGAAUAAUCCUCCACCUCGAACACAGAGUUCAUAUUGGUCGAUGCCUGGUGAUCAGAUAAGAGAUUAUUUCGACGGCCAAGAACAACAAGUUAUAACGAUGCAAUCAACGCAAUUGCUACCAAUCAGGAGACAUUGUAAAGCUGAGCAAUUUUCAAACCAAUCAAUGCUGAGCCAGGAUACUGGUAUCAGCACCGACCGUUCCACUGAUGUAUCCUCAGUCAUCGCCAAACAUGAUAUUAGUAUUGAAGACUUUGAUGUGCCAUCAAUAGCUACUGGUGGUGUGCUUGACUUCUGCAGCAUGUGGAAGUGCUAAAGAUUAGAAAUAAAUCAUAUAUAUAAAGAGAGAUCAUUAGUGUUUAUAAGUCUACUAUUGAUAGGCUUAUGUUCACAAGUAUGAUGAUCUCAACAGAAAAUGAAUAUUGAACAUUGGUUUGUGCU